This is a messenger RNA of Lactuca virosa, 354 nucleotides long. The record is from the annotation of a GenBank genome assembly. Lineage: Eukaryota; Viridiplantae; Streptophyta; Magnoliopsida; Asterales; Asteraceae.
AUGUCUGUAGUGACGUCCGAAGUGGACUAUUGCAUGCUGAAGCGGUAUACUCAUGAAUAUCACAUUUCUCAUGUACUUGGUUUUGAAGUUUCGUCUUCAUCUUCAUCUGUUCUUAAUGCCCCGCCUGGUGGGUGCCCUUCUUGUGUGUUGUAUGAGGAAGAGUUGGACGAAGCAUGCCGGUUUAUAGUUGGUGCUGAAAAAAUUAUCUCCGUCGUACUCGGGCGAGAUCUCAAAUUUUUUGACGGGUUGUUAACCUUGCGAUACGGGUUUCUAGCUGAGGAGGUGAAUUUACGUGUUGCCGAAGGCAUGAAGCUUGCAAGCGAUGAAAUGAUGGUGAAAGCCAGAGAGAUGUAA